AUGCACAUUCAGUCGGCAUACUUGCCGCCAACGAUAAUCUUUGUUGUCGCCCAUAUUUGUGGUAUUAUUGCCUUGAUUUUGGUGGGAAUAUGGAUGAACUUUGAUGGAAAAGGGUAAGCUUUCGGACCACCUAUUGCUGUGGAUGUUGUCCUUAAUUUUCAUUUCUAUUGAAAGAAAACAAAUUUGUGUUACUUCUAAAUCAAUAUCUUUCCAGAUUUGCCCUCCGCGAGAACCCAGCCCUUGAAUUCCGCUGGCAUCCCAUUUGCAUGUCGUUAUCGCUCCUCUUCCUCAAUGGCGAAGCAAUUAUGGUAUAUCGAGGUCUUCGACAAGUCAAGAAGAUCUACACCAAAGCAGUGCACGCCGUUCUCCAUUGCAUCUCCUUUAUCAUUAUGGUGCUCGGUCUAAAGGCCGUCUGGGAUUACCAUGAUUACAAUGUCACCCCCACAGGGCAACCGGCCCCCAUUCCGAACGCAAAAACUCCUCAUUCUUGGGUUGGUCUGGCUUGUGCUUCCUUAUACGGAUGUCAAUUAUUGGCCGGAUUCCUCUCCUUCUAUGUCCCACAAACCCCUCUUCAUAUCAGACAAACUGUGAUGCCCUUUCAUCGAGCUGGCGGCUUGGUGAUUUUCGCAUUUUCCCUGGGCGCAGUAAUUAUGGGAACUGCGGAGAAAUCAGCGUGGGCAUGUAAGUGAUGACUUUACAACAAGGGAAUCUCAUCUGUUUUCAGUACAUUGCCCACCCGAAUACGGAAACAAUAUUUGCCCGGAGAACUUUGUCAUCAAUUUCUUCUGCCUGGCAGUGCUGGCUUAUGGGGCUUGCGUCUUUUUGUUGGUAAAUUAUCUUUUGAUUUUUCACAACUCCAAACUUCAAGAUGAUUUUAAAAUUUUUGAUUUUGAGGGUGUUAUUGCUCUGCCAUUUUGCAUUUUUACGGAAAUUUUUAAUCUAUUUUUUGCACAUGGGUGAACCUCUUUAUAAGCCGUCAACACGUUCUGAUACUUGCAAAAUACUUUUUUAUUUUUCAGGCCGCCGUUCCCGGAUGGAUUCGUCACCCACUUCCCUCAGAAAUCAUUGGCCAAUCAGCGACCGUUCCCUCAAAUGGAACUCACAGUGAAGUCCACUUUGUACAUACAGAACGAGUAACCUCUACGAGUUAUUAA
Molecule: messenger RNA, 1154 nt
Organism: Bursaphelenchus xylophilus (pine wood nematode)
Lineage: Eukaryota; Metazoa; Nematoda; Chromadorea; Rhabditida; Aphelenchoididae
Source: the annotation of a GenBank genome assembly